Molecule: messenger RNA, 1146 nt
Organism: Abrus precatorius (Indian licorice)
Lineage: Eukaryota; Viridiplantae; Streptophyta; Magnoliopsida; Fabales; Fabaceae
Product: FBD-associated F-box protein At4g10400-like
Exons: 3
Coding region: 1-1146 (381 amino acids)
Molecular function (GO): protein binding
Source: RefSeq, a predicted model, not a curated record
AUGUUCAAUCGGCGGCGAAAUCCAGCGGUGGACAGAGUAAGCGCGUUACCGGACUUCAUUCUCUACAAAAUCCUCUCUUUUCUCCCAACCAAACAAGCCGUUGCAACUAGUGUUCUCUCGAAGAGAUGGAGACCACUGUGGUUCUCUCUCCCAACCCUAGACCUCGACGACAAAGCCUUCGCCACCUUCGAGCGCUUCAGCCUCUUCGUCUAUUCCCUCUUCCUCUCCCGCGACAUCACUCUCCCUCUCCGCUCCUUCCGCCUCACGUGCGGCAACUCCUCCCCGUGCGACCCGUACGCCAUCAAUCGCUUCGUCUACGCCGCCGUUCAGCGCGGCCUCCGCCAUCUCCACCUCAACAUGAAAGACAACUUACAGCGCUACGUUCGAAUCAAGUUGCCCUCCUGCGUUCUAACUUGCAGGACCCUCACCGUUCUUAAGCUCAAAAAGGUUGCCAUCGACGAUCUUCCCUAUGUUGACUUUCCCUCCCUCGAAACGCUUCAUUUGGUUUGGGUCAGUUUUAGGCUUCACGAAGAUGUUAUGAAGUUUAUUGCUGGGUGUCCCAUUCUCCAGGAUUUAAGAACCAAAUAUCUGUUGGGAAUUCGUGGACACCGUGGCCACGGGGAGGUUACGAGCUUGCCCAAAUUGCGGAGAGCUGAAAUUUCUAAUUUGGAUAUUCCCUUUUCUCUUCUUCAUAACGUGGAUUUUCUGCGCGCUGAACUGAAGUGUACCUAUUUCAGUGAUGUUCCCGAGUUUCACAAUCUAACCCACAUGGAGCUUAUCUUUGAGUUCACUAAGUGGCGCUGGAAUUGGUUGCUAGAAGCGCUCAACCAUUGCCCCAAGCUUCAUCAUCUUACCAUUCAAAAGGUUUUGAAGUAUAAAGAUGCAAUUUGUGACGAGGAUUGGGAGGACCCACAUUUUGUUCCAGAAUGCAUUUCGUCACUGCUUAAAACAUGCUGUCUUAGAAAUUAUAAAGGCAUUAAAUGUGAGCUUCAAUUUGCAAAGUAUAUCUUGCAGAAUUCAAAAGUAUUGCGCACCAUGACAAUUCAGAGUACCUUUGAGGUAGAUAUGACUGAGAAGCUCCAAAUGUUAAUGAAAUUAUCCGUGCUCCCAAGAAGCUCCGCAACAUGCAAACUUUCAUUUGAGUAG